CGGCACUUCGCCAAGCCACAGACUAAGAGAGACUCUACCUUGACUAUGCUCGGCCGUAUCGCUCUCCGCAAGGCUGCGCUCAGCUCGUCCAAGCUGUCGUCGGCUAAGAUGAUGCGCCCCAUGGGAUUGCACACUACGGGUGUUGUGCGCAAGAACGAGGAGGCCUCGGAGGAAAUCCAGGUGCCCACUCAGGGUCUGCUGGAGCAGGCUGGUCUGACGGACUGGAAGAUCUCGGCCCCGAUCAUCGGUGCCCUGGCCAUCCCCGCCAUCUCCAACCACUUCUACGUGCUGAACGAGGAGUCCCAGCUGGCCUGUUGCUUCCUGCUCUUCUGCUCAGCCUCUUACAAGUUCGGUGGUGAGAUGAUCGCCUCGUACUUCGACGAGCGUGCCGCUGCCAUUCUGGGUGAGCACAACGCUGUUGAGGACGCCAACCUGGACCUGGCCAAGGAGACUCUGGAGACCCACAAGGCCUUGCUCAACAUCCACGAGGACAUUGCCGCCGUGGCUGAGGCCCACAAGGAGGCCGUCGCCCUUAUGUGCGAGGUGCAGGCCUACAAGCUGCGUCACAAGACGCGCGAGACGUUCGUCAAGAACCUCGAGUCGAUCCGUGAGAUCGAAGGCAGCUACAACCUCGAGCUGCAGAAGAGCAUGGUGGCCAGCGCUACCAGCAAGGUGCGUACGGUCGUCCAGAAGGGCGACAAGAAGCUUAAGGACGCUGCCUUCAAGCACGCUCUGGACAUUCUGGGCAACGCUAACGUGGACGACAGCAAGGAGGACGACGUGGCUGCUCUCUUCACCAAGGAGCUGCGCGCCUACGCCUCGGACCUGGAGGCCAAGCAGGGACAGGUCGUCAAGCUGACCGCCGAGGAGCAGAGCGAGCUCCAGGCCGACCUCGACGCUUACAUGAACCGCUUCGGUCUCGAGGACGCCGACUUCAAGGCCCCCAAGGAGGUCAAGCUCGAGCUCAUGUAAGCUGUCGUUAUCGUCAUCUGAGCUGUUGGUACAUGCAGUGUCAGCGAAGAGUGGGCGAUGGAUGCAGCAGCCACUUGACAGUUUAAAAUUGAAUGGAUGAUCCAUCUACUUGAGAGAAUAAGCAGAACGGAAGGUCCGAAUACCCGCU
This is a messenger RNA of Phytophthora infestans T30-4, 1120 nucleotides long. RefSeq lists its product as uncharacterized. Gene Ontology annotation, biological process: proton motive force-driven ATP synthesis. NCBI's taxonomy places the organism in Eukaryota, Oomycota, Peronosporomycetes, Peronosporales, Peronosporaceae. The transcript is spliced from 3 exons. The record is from RefSeq and is a predicted model, not a curated record. Bases 46 to 972 code for a protein of 308 amino acids. Gene Ontology annotation, molecular function: proton transmembrane transporter activity.